AGGUCUACCGUAUUUUCUAUUUUUAUUAAAUAUUUUUAAUUUUUAACCCCGGUUGUUAACAAUCAUAGAUAAAUAUAUAUGUAGCAAAUUAACAAUGCCCUUUAGUGAAGUUUGUAGAAUUUGUUUAUGCGUUAAUGUACGCAUGUUUGUUCUAAAGGAGACUGGUCUCAAAAAUUUAUACAAAACAUUGACGGACACUUUUAUGGAUGAGAAUGAGGGGCCCAUAAUAGUCUGUUUCACUUGUCAUGCAAGACUCAAUCGUUGCAGAAGUUUACAACAACAGGCUAUUGCGUCGAAUGCAGUUCUGGAGCAGUUGCUUGCAGGAGCGUCCAUGUCGAUACCAAAACCGCAUGAGCCUAGAUAUGAGAUUCAAUUCACACCAAUUUGUCACAUAGAUAUCAGGCCAGUUGAGUGUGACACUGAAAAUGAUCGUAAUGACGAAAUUUUUAGCCUUGAAUCUGUUAAAGUUGAGGAAGAGAAUAUUGAAGAUGAGAAUUCCAAAUUUGAAGAAAAUGGGAAUCAUGAAACAGAACAACGCCCCAUACAAACAAAUGAAUCAAAUUCUAUUAAUUGUAACAUAAACGAUGUUCGUAAAGAAAACCUGAAAAAAGAUAAUCAACCAGUUAUUAAUAAAGGAAACCAUCCUGCAAAGAUUAUGAAAAAGAAAAUUUUGAAACAAAAGAGUGUAAAUAUACUUACGAAAAAAUCAUCAGGGGCAUCAACAAAAGACAUUCUCGCCAAACUCAUUUCACGCAGUCAUAAGACGCAAAAGAACUCAGACAUCACUGCGAUUCGUACACAAGUUGAACAAACUCCAGUAGCACAACUAACGGAAAUAUUUAAUUGUGAUAUUUGCGAAUUUAAAACAUCUCGUAAACGUAAUAUUUUGGCACAUUAUAAAGCGCACGUUGCUAAACAAAUGUUCUGUUGUAAUAAUUGUGAUUAUAAAUGUACAAAUAAAAAAAGUUUGAUAUACCAUAUGAAAAUACAUACUGGAGAAAAACCUUUUUCGUGUAAUGUCUGUGAAUAUAAAUGUAUUCAAAAAAGUAAUUUGCAAACACAUAUGAAAAUACAUACCGGAGAAAAACCUUUUUCGUGUAAUAUCUGUGAAUAUAAAUGUAUUAACAAAUGUACUUUGCAAACACAUAUGAAAAUACAUACCGGAGAAAAACCUUUUUCGUGUAAUAUAUGUGAAUAUAAAUGUAUAAAGAGAAGUAAUUUGCAAAAGCAUAUGAAAAUCCAUACCGGAGAAAAACCUUUUUCGUGUAAUAUCUGUGAAUAUAAAUGUAUUUACAAAUGUACUUUGCAAACACAUAUGAAAAUACAUACAGGAGAAAAACCUUUUUCGUGUAAUAUCUGUGAAUAUAAAUGUAUUCAAAAAAGUAAAUUGCAAACACAUAUGAAAAUACAUACCAGAGAAAAACCUUUUUCGUGUAAUAUCUGUGAAUAUAAAUGUAUUCAAAAAGGUAAUUUGCAAACACAUAUGAAAUUACAUACCGGAGAAAAACCUUUUUCGUGUAAUAUCUGCGAAUAUGAAAGUAUUAGAAAAGGUGAUUUGCAAUUACAUAUGAAAAUACAUACUGGAGAAAAACCUUUUUCGUGUCAUAUCUGUAAAUAUCAAUGUAUUCAAAAAGGUAAUUUGCAAUCACAUAUGAAAAUACAUACUGGAGAAAAACCUUUUUCAUGUAAUGUCUGUGAAUAUAAAUGUAUUCAAAAAAGUAAUUUGCAAACACAUAUGAAGUUACAUACCGAAGGAAAACCUUUUUCGUGUAAUAUCUGUGAAUAUAAAUGUAUUCAAAAAAGUAAUUUGCAAACACAUAUGAAAAUACAUACCGGAGAAAAACCUUUUUCGUGUAAUAUCUGUGAAUAUAAAUGUAUUAACAAAUGUACUUUGCAAACACAUAUGAAAAUACAUACCGGAGAAAAACCUUUUUCGUGUAAUAUAUGUGAAUAUAAAUGUAUAAAGAGAAGUAAUUUGCAAAAGCAUAUGAAAAUCCAUACCGGAGAAAAACCUUUUUCGUGUAAUAUCUGUGAAUAUAAAUGUAUUUACAAAUGUACUUUGCAAACACAUAUGAAAAUACAUACCGGAGAAAAACCUUUUUCGUGUAAUAUCUGUGAAUAUAAAUGUAUUCAAAAAAGUAAAUUGCAAACACAUAUGAAAAUACAUACCAGAGAAAAACCUUUUUCGUGUAAUAUCUGUGAAUAUAAAUGCAUUCAAAAAGGUAAUUUGCAAACACAUAUGAAAUUACAUACCGGAGAAAAACCUUUUUCGUGUAAUAUCUGCGAAUAUGAAAGUAUUAGAAAAGGUGAUUUGCAAUUACAUAUGAAAAUACAUACUGGAAAAAAACCUUUUGCGUGUAAUAUUUGUGAAUAUAAAUGUAUUCGAAAAUGUAAUUUGCAAACACAUCUGAAAUUACAUACCGGAGAAAAACCUUUUUCGUGUAAUAUCUGUGAAUAUAAAAGUAUUAGAAAAGGUGAUAUGCAAUCACAUUUGAAAAUACAUACUGGAGAAAAACCUUUUUCGUGUCAUAUCUGUAAAUAUCAAUGUAUUCAAAAAGGUAAUUUGCAAUCACAUAUGAAAAUACAUACUGGAGAAAAACCUUUUUCAUGUAAUGUCUGUGAAUAUAAAUGUAUUCAAAAAAGUAAUUUGCAAACACAUAUGAAGUUACAUACCGAAGGAAAACCUUUUUCGUGUAAUAUCUGUGAAUAUAAAUGUAUUCAAAAAAGUAAUUUGCAAACACAUAUGAAAAUACAUACCGGAGAAAAACCUUUUUCGUGUAAUAUCUGUGAAUAUAAAUGUAUUAACAAAUGUACUUUGCAAACACAUAUGAAAAUACAUACCGGAGAAAAACCUUUUUCGUGUAAUAUAUGUGAAUAUAAAUGUAUAAAGAGAAGUAAUUUGCAAAAGCAUAUGAAAAUCCAUACCGGAGAAAAACCUUUUUCGUGUAAUAUCUGUGAAUAUAAAUGUAUUUACAAAUGUACUUUGCAAACACAUAUGAAAAUACAUACCGGAGAAAAACCUUUUUCGUGUAAUAUCUGUGAAUAUAAAUGUAUUCAAAAAAGUAAAUUGCAAACACAUAUGAAAAUACAUACCAGAGAAAAACCUUUUUCGUGUAAUAUCUGUGAAUAUAAAUGCAUUCAAAAAGGUAAUUUGCAAACACAUAUGAAAUUACAUACCGGAGAAAAACCUUUUUCGUGUAAUAUCUGCGAAUAUGAAAGUAUUAGAAAAGGUGAUUUGCAAUUACAUAUGAAAAUACAUACUGGAAAAAAACCUUUUGCGUGUAAUAUUUGUGAAUAUAAAUGUAUUCGAAAAUGUAAUUUGCAAACACAUCUGAAAUUACAUACCGGAGAAAAACCUUUUUCGUGUAAUAUCUGUGAAUAUAAAAGUAUUAGAAAAGGUGAUAUGCAAUCACAUUUGAAAAUACAUACUGGAGAAAAACCUUUUUCGUGUCAUAUCUGUAAAUAUCAAUGUAUUCAAAAAAGUAAUUUGCAAACACAUAUGAAGUUACAUACCGAAGGAAAACCUUUUUCGUGUAAUAUCUGUGGAUAUAAAAGUAUUAGAAAAGGUGAUUUGCAAUCACAUAUAAAAAUACAUACCGGAGAAAAACCUUAUUCGUGUCGUAUCUGUGAAUUUAGAUGUGUAAGAAAAAGUAGUUUGAAUAAUCAUAUGAAGAUACACACUAGAGAAAAACCUUUUUCGUGAAACAUCUGGUAAAAUGUGUGCAUAUUAUGUAAAUAUAAAAGUGUACCAUAU
Parnassius mnemosyne (clouded apollo) is the source of this 3754-nucleotide messenger RNA. Lineage: Eukaryota; Metazoa; Arthropoda; Insecta; Lepidoptera; Papilionidae. The record is from the annotation of a GenBank genome assembly.